Brassica napus (rape) is the source of this 532-nucleotide messenger RNA. RefSeq lists its product as uncharacterized. Bases 1 to 396 code for a protein of 131 amino acids. The record is from RefSeq and is a predicted model, not a curated record. Lineage: Eukaryota; Viridiplantae; Streptophyta; Magnoliopsida; Brassicales; Brassicaceae. The transcript has a single exon.
AUGCAGCAUGGUGGGAACAAGAGUGGCAAGUCCUCCACCAAUGUAUGGGCUAACAACGCUAAUCUGGCAAAGACAAUGGGAGCUUUAGAUGAGUUCAAAUCUGGAUUCCCGUCAAAGGGUUUAGCAACCGUGUCUAACAAAUGGUGGGGGACAGGCGGACAACGCCAAGAUGUUACUGAAGAUGGAGGAGAUGUCAAGGACGAAGAAGCAGCUUCUGAGAAGCAGAGUUCUUUGCUAGGUAUUAGAAAAAGAAUAGCUGAAGAAGGAAGAGAAGCUCUUGAGCUUGGUGUCAGUCAAGGGUUUGGUUCCAAAAGACCAGACAAGAGAGAUCAGCAUCUUCUGUCUCAGAUCUUUGGGUCUUCACUGCCAAAGGAAUGGGUUAAUGAUUCUUCCUGAGUUUGUUUUAUAUUGUUUAGAACAGAGUUUCCUUCUUGAAUUAGUUCUCUGUGUUGUUUGUGAUCCCUAAGUUCUUAACUCCCCUGCAACUAUGUAUUAUGUUUUGGUGUUGAAAAAGGAUGAAGAACAUUCUGUA